CUUUUGUUUCUUGGAUCUCUCGGCAAAAGGUUAAUGUCUCGUUGUCAAUGGUACUUUGUCAUUUAUAUUUGCCGCCGUGGAAUCGAUAAAUUAACGGGGUCAACGAUAACACCGGUUAUGAAACUAUUUGUGGGAGGACGAAAACUAACGUAGCAAACGGCCAGACCUCUAUUUCGCGCGGUACUGAAAGCUCGAAGCUUUCAUUCAUAAUCACCAGCCUGUGAAUUGACCGGGUAUCCUGGGAUCUCGCGCAGGCGUUCCGCCCUCGUCCCAUUAGUUUCUCCAUUCGUCGAAAGUGUGCAAAGAAAUCGGCCAGACAAACGAGUCAACAAAGAAUGAUAAUUCGAUCAACAGUAGCCUAACUAUCAAGACGACUCACAAUAACAAAAUAAUUCUCAUCGGUGUUAAAAAAGCGGAACAGCUGGAAAUUUGGAUAUCAGAUAGAUGCUAGCGUCCAUAGUCGUCGAGGAAGAAAGUGGGGACACUGUGAUAAAUACAUGCCAACAGUCAGAGCUUCGGCGAUUUCUCGAGAUGUCGCGAUGCAGCAAGGACUGUUGUUACGACUACGCGAAACGCAGGCUGCCGAUUCUUUCGUGGGCAAGGGACUACAAGUUCUCGUGGUUGGCUCAAGAUGCGUUGGCCGGCUUCACCGUUGGCCUAACAGCCGUUCCGCAAGGCAUCGCUUACGGUAUCGUCGCUGAAUUAAGUCCUGAGUAUGGAUUAUACGCGUCUUUCAUGGCCUCGUUCGUAUAUAUUAUUUUUGGCUCUUGUAAAAGUAUCACCAUCGGCCCAACUGCUAUUAUGGCAACGAUGGUGCGACCUUUAGUGCUGGAAUACGGUGCCGACAUGGCGAUUUUGCUUACGUUUCUAAAGGGUUGCAUUAUCGCGUUGCUCGGACUUUUUCAUUUAGGUUUUUUGUUGGACUUUAUUUCCUUACCCGUCAUCACGGGUUUCACUGCGGCGGCGUCCAUUAAUAUAGCCACCUCGCAGUUUAAACCGUUGUUAGGAAUUGCUGGUAGAAGCGAAGAUCUGGUAGACUCUUUGGUCUCGGUAUUUUCGAAUCUGAACAGCAUCCGAUACCAAGACACGUUGCUAGGCAUUGCAACGAUAGUGGUUUUGGUUUUGUUUAAGAAUUUACCUGGACGUCGGACUGGUACCUGGCCACAGAGAAUCGCUUGGGCCGGCAUCUUAGCGCGUAACGCAUUGGUGGUCAUCGUAGGAACUCUGAUCGCGUAUAUCUUUUUUAUCAACGAUAAAGAGCCUUUCAAGCUAACCGGAACGAUGGGUAAUGGACUGCCACCGUUCGGUCCACCGUCUUUCUCGAUAACAGCCAACAAUCGAACGUACGAUUUCCUUGAAGCAACCGCUGCUAUGGGAACGACGCUUUUCUCCAUACCGAUCGUUUCUACCAUCGAACACAUGGCGAUAGCAAAGGCUUUUGCAAAGGGAACAUUUUUGGACGGCACGCAAGAAAUGCUCGCUUUAGGAUUGUGCAACAUAUUCGGUUCGUUUGCUCGAUCAAUGCCAGUUACUGGCUCUUUUACGCGAACGGCUGUCAAUUAUUCUUCCGGAGUGAAAACUACUUUCGGUGGUUUGUUUACAGGAUGUCUCGUGUUACUCGCAUCUAGCUUGCUGACAACUACUUUUCGUUUUAUUCCUAAAGCGACUUUAGCUGGCGUUAUAAUAUGCUCUAUGUAUUACAUGCUCGACUUUAAAACGUAUGCCCUAUUGUGGCGCGCAAAAAAAAUCGACUUUUUCCUCAUGUUGAUCACUUUGCUAUUCUGCGUCUUUCUUAAGUUAGAAUGGGGAAUCAUGAUCGGUAUAGGGUUAAAUCUAGUAGUAUUACUGUAUUUCUCGGCUCGACCGUCGAUUCAAAACAAAAUCGAACAGGUAGGAGAUAGAAACGUGAUUCGCGUUAUUCCUGAGGAAAGUAUCACGUUUCCAGCAGCGGAGCAUUUCCGAGCUAGCGUAAUGAAACUUUCAGAAGGAAACUCACUCGAUGUUAUACUUGACUGCAAAAAUUUGAAGAGGACCGACGUAACGGUUGCAAAGAAUCUUAAAUUAUUGGCCAACGAUCUAGAACUUCAAGGAACGACUAUCAUUUAUGAAAACUGUCAAGAUGAUAUUGAACAUGUAUUGAAGACUUUUGUUCCAAGCCACUGAAUGUAUCUAUUUAAACCAUUUAAUAUUUAUAGUUUUCGUGUCCUUGGAUUAGGACAUGUUUCUUCUUUCAAAGAUACUAUACUGUACGAUUUGCUAAAAAUAUCUUUUUGCAAUGGAUCAUUCUAAUAUAAUAAAACUGUGGUUAAAAAUGGCUGUGUCUAAUGUG
Molecule: messenger RNA, 2329 nt
Organism: Frieseomelitta varia
Lineage: Eukaryota; Metazoa; Arthropoda; Insecta; Hymenoptera; Apidae
Product: sodium-independent sulfate anion transporter-like
Exons: 12
Coding region: 445-2163 (572 amino acids)
Biological process (GO): transmembrane transport
Cellular component (GO): membrane
Molecular function (GO): sulfate transmembrane transporter activity
Source: RefSeq, a predicted model, not a curated record